AUGGCAUUAAACAUGCUUCUUCACCUUUUCUUGGUUUUAUCUUUGUCAGGAGCUGAUGCUGCGGUGUUUACAUUGCAAAAUAGAUGUAGGAACACCAUAUGGCCAGGGAUCCAACCCGGUACAGGAAAACCUCAACUGAUGAAUGGUGGCCUAAAGCUUAGGCCGGGUGAAACUGUAAAGAUCAGUGCACCAAAGGGGUGGUCGGGCCGCUUCUGGGGUCGUCGUUGGUGUUCCUUUGACAAAUCCGGUAAGGGGACGUGCUUCACGGGAGACUGUGGCGGCCGGCUGCAAUGUGCUGGGGCUGGCGGCGCACCGCCUGCAACCCUUGUAGAGUUUACCCUAGACAAUCCAGUGGAUUACUACGAUGUUAGCCUAGUUGAUGGCUAUAACAUGAGGGUUUCAAUAGUCCCUUUGGGUGGAUCAGGCCCUAAUUGUAAGACAAUAAGUUGUCUUUCGGACUUGAACAAACAUUGCCCUAAUGGCUUGCAAGUAAGGAAGAAUGGUCGUGUUGUGGCCUGUAAAAGUGCUUGCUUAGCGUUUAAUUCACCGGAACACUGUUGCACCGGAGCAUAUGGUUCCCCUGAGACGUGCAAGCCCUCCAGUUAUGCGAAGGUGUUCAAGGCUUCCUGUCCUACAGCUUAUAGCUAUGCCUAUGAUGAUCCCACAAGCACUUUCACAUGCAAAGGAGCUGAUUAUUUGAUUAAGUUUUGUUAAACUUAAAGCAAAAGAC
Molecule: messenger RNA, 730 nt
Organism: Alnus glutinosa
Lineage: Eukaryota; Viridiplantae; Streptophyta; Magnoliopsida; Fagales; Betulaceae
Product: pathogenesis-related thaumatin-like protein 3.5
Exons: 2
Coding region: 1-714 (237 amino acids)
Biological process (GO): defense response
Cellular component (GO): extracellular region
Source: RefSeq, a predicted model, not a curated record